AAAAGGGUCUCGCCGUAACACUCACCAUGUGAUAUACGUCAUUUGACGCAUUCGCAACCUAGACGCACAUGAUCCGUCCCUAACCUAUACAAAAAUACUAAACAACUAGUGAGAAUGUCACAAGAUGACAAUGAAACCCCCAAAAAUGUCUGUAAGUACUGUGCACACACCUGUGAUCCGUAUCAAAACCCCAGUCUCCAGUGCAAUGGCGAGUGCUCCCAACACAUUCACGUGAGAUGUUUGAAACGUGGUGGAGUACCUGGAUCCCUCAUUGGCGACGUCUUCUUCAGCUUGUACUGCCUGGAGUGCAGCCCACUAGCCGAGGAGACUCUCACCAGGGACAAGAUGUCCUGGUUGAACAUAAUUGUCCUGACUCUGUACAAUUUACGAGAGAAGUCCAAUGGCAUCAGCAAGCGCGGCUACUUUCACUGGAAAUCAGACAUCAGCACAUUUGUGGACAGAAACUGGGAUUAUUUGUUCCAGAAGACUGUUAAGAGGAAGAAAAACUGGAUUGGAACUAUUUCAGGGACGCUUUCGCAUUACAGCACUACUUUUUUCAAGUCCGGAACGAUUGAGCUGGGGGAGUCGGGUUGGUGGAGACUAGUAGAUGUCGAUCCUCCAGAGGUACUCAUCGCCAAGAACAGCAAGAUGAUUGUGGAGAGGAAGAAGCAGCCCCAAGCGAAGAGUAAAGCUGUCUGUGUAAGCCCUCCCAGGUCAGAGUCCAGCCUCUCCAUUGGGGAUGACAGCUGCACUGGGGAGUCUUCUAGAAUUCAGACACCUUCCAUGUUCUCGAGGGAGUAUGUCCAGCCUUCUGAAGUGCUGUCGGAUUAUCUGAUGGCCGAUGAUGAAAUGCCAGAUAUUGACUGCCUAGAUAUUGAAGACAGUGUUGACCUGAAUGAGCAGUCCCCCUCGUUUGUAGAAUUGAUGACUGAAUAUCAAGUAAAAAACACUCCUUUCUCCACCGACACUCAGUACUCCCAGUUAUUCAGUUCUUUCAAUCCAGAAUGGAUGAACCAUAUUCUGAAUCAAACUGCAAAUCCCAAGGAGCCAGAAGUCGGACCGGAGGAAGGUGAGAAUGAUAACGAAAUGACCUGUGACGAUAGCAGCGAUAGUUGUGUAACAGUGGGAGAGCCACCGAAUUCUUUAUUCACUCUCAGCAAUGCUCGUGAGUUGCCUUGGAAGAGGAAGAACAAGUUAAUGCUGAAGAAGAAACAGGAGAAGAUGAGUAACUACGAGAUGUGGUAUCUCCUUCAGAGUGUGAACAAAAAAAAAUUGGAGAUUGCUCCUCCUUCGAUUCGGAGAUUCUAUCGCAAACUAGCCCUGAGAAAGAUCAAACACGACUGCAAUCUCCCAGUUUUGGAUAUCGACAGAUUCUCCCUCGAGUCAGAUAAACAAGACCUGAAAUCGAUGAUGAGACGACGAAACCGAGUGAUAGACAGAUUUUAUAACAACAAUUUCAGCGUUAACUUCGAGCUGAGGCUGCAGGGAAACGUAGAGCCAACAGUCAUUCUCAGUCCUUACACGAAUAGACUUCUGAAGCCUUUCAUAAGACAGGAUAAAGACAGUAAUCCUUUGUGGCUAGGAGUCAUGGAGGAACUAAAAGCGAAAGUACGAACGUUGAAGAGAAAUUUGAAGGUUGAGAUUGAAGGAAGAGGAACCAUUGACUACUGCUACGUCAGACCACAACACAUUCCAGCGAUGAAUAGUCUCUGCAGCCAGUUCUUUUGGCCUGGCAUCGACUUGACAGAGUGUCUACAGUACCCUGACUUCACCUGUGUCGUUCUCUAUAAGAAACUUGUGAUCGGUUUUGCCAUUCUCGUGCCUGACGUUGGGUACAACGAGGCGUACAUCUCCUUUUUCCUCACGAGACCUGAAUGGAGGAGAUGUGGCAUUGGAACAUUCAUGCUUUAUCAUCUCAUACAGACGUGCAUGGGGAAGGAUGUGACACUUCACGUCUCCGUUACCAAUCCGGCACUGAUUCUUUAUCAGAAAUUCGGGUUCAAGAUUGAGGAAUUUGUCCAGGAUUUUUACGACAAGUAUAUGGCACCUGGACCCCGGGAGUCACGACAUGCGUUGUUCUUGAGAUUGAGUAGAUGAUUAUUUGAAAUUGUCAGGAAUUUUGUAUUUUACUAAAAAUAAAUCUAUUUUGUAAUAACAAAAAA
Diachasmimorpha longicaudata is the source of this 2162-nucleotide messenger RNA. It is a transcript of the gene Atac2, whose product is annotated as cysteine-rich protein 2-binding protein. Bases 115 to 2097 code for a protein of 660 amino acids. Lineage: Eukaryota; Metazoa; Arthropoda; Insecta; Hymenoptera; Braconidae. The transcript has 2 exons. The record is from RefSeq and is a predicted model, not a curated record. Gene Ontology annotation, molecular function: histone acetyltransferase activity.